This is a messenger RNA of Spea bombifrons (plains spadefoot toad), 2195 nucleotides long. RefSeq names its product follicle stimulating hormone receptor (gene FSHR). Gene Ontology annotation, cellular component: membrane. Gene Ontology annotation, molecular function: G protein-coupled receptor activity; follicle-stimulating hormone receptor activity. The record is from RefSeq and is a predicted model, not a curated record. Lineage: Eukaryota; Metazoa; Chordata; Amphibia; Anura; Pelobatidae. Bases 7 to 2085 code for a protein of 692 amino acids. The transcript is spliced from 10 exons. Gene Ontology annotation, biological process: male gonad development; follicle-stimulating hormone signaling pathway.
GUUAACAUGAUAUUUUUAACUUUGAUCUGCAUGUCGUUUGGUUUGCAUCUGGGUUUUGGAUGUCAUCCCAUUUGUCAGUGUGCGGGGAAGAUUUUCUUGUGCCAGGAGAACAAAGUGGUCCAGAUUCCACAGGACAUCCCAAGGAACUCUACAGAAUUAAUAUUUAUGCUUACAAAAGUCACAGUUAUACCAAGAGGAGCUUUCUCUGGAUUUGAACACCUUGAGAAAAUAGAAAUUUCUCAAAAUGAUGUUUUGAAAUCGAUAGAAGGCAAUGUGUUCGCCAACACGCCUCAAUUACAAGAAAUAAGAAUUGAAAAAGCAAACAAUCUUGUAAGCAUUGAUCGAGAGGCUUUCCAGAACCUUCCAAAUCUCAAGUAUUUGUUAAUUUCCAACACUGGAAUUCAUUUUAUGCCUACUGUGUCCAAAAUACAAUCUUUCCAGAUUGUGGUAUUGGAAAUUCAAGACAACAUUAACUUAAAGACGAUUGAAAAGAAUUCAUUUGUUGGACUCAGUUUAGAAAAUAUUGCAGUACGGCUAAACCAAAAUGGAAUUGAAGAAAUCCAAAACCAUGCAUUGAAUGGAACCCAUUUAAAUGAAUUAAUCCUAAGUGGGAACCAGCAACUGACAAAAUUACCGGAUCAUGUUUUCUCUGGAGCUGAUGGGCCAGCUGUACUGGAUAUUUCAAAAACAAGAAUCAGUUCUCUGCCAGCUUUUGGCUUGGAUAAUAUAAAGAGGCUCAUAGCAAAGUCAGCAUAUUACUUAAAAAAACUCCCACCACUGGAAAAGUUUUCAGAGCUGAUUGAAGCAAAUUUAACGUACCCGAGCCAUUGCUGUGCUUUUGCAAACUGGAAGAGAGAAAUCUCAAUUUUGCAUCCAAUAUGUAACAGAACUUUUGAUUAUAUGGAUGGGAAUUCAGAUCCUUCGGACAAAAGAUCUACUCAGGAUGAAUACAUGUUCUCUGGUGGAACAAGCUUUGACCAGAUGGAGAAAGAAGAAGAAAUGUUCUUUGAUUAUUUCUUAUGUAAUGAAAUUCGUGAUGUCUCGUGCUUUCCUAAACCUGACGCAUUUAAUCCAUGUGAAGACAUCAUGGGAUACAAUACUCUCAGGGUGUUGAUAUGGUGUAUUAAUAUUUUGGCUAUUACUGGAAAUGCUGUUGUACUGAUAAUAUUAGUUAGUAGCCAGUAUAAAUUUACUGUCCCUAGAUUUUUGAUGUGCAAUCUAGCUUUUGCAGACCUGUGCAUGGGUAUUUAUCUGUUGCUUAUUGCAUCUGUAGAUAUUCAAACCAAAAGUCAGUAUUAUAACUAUGCGAUUGACUGGCAGACUGGAGCAGGUUGUGGUGCUGCUGGGUUUUUCACUGUAUUUGCGAGUGAGCUUUCAGUCUACACCCUAACCGUAAUAACCUUGGAAAGAUGGCAUACAAUCACAUAUGCAAUGCAGUUAGAACGCAAAGUCAGAUUUCGACAUGCUUUAAUUGUAAUGAUUUCGGGUUGGAUAUUUGCAUUCACCGUCGCUCUCCUCCCCAUCAUUGGGGUCAGUAGCUACCUAAAGGUCAGUAUAUGUUUACCUAUGGACAUUGAAACUCCACUUUCUCAAGCAUACAUCAUGUUCCUUCUAGUAAUUAAUGUCAUGGCUUUUGUUGUUAUCUGUACCUGCUAUAUUGGCAUAUACAUCACCGUAAGAAAUCCAAAUGUUGUCUCAUCCAACAGUGACACCAAAAUUGCCAAACGCAUGGCGAUAUUGAUUUUUACUGACUUUUUAUGCAUGGCGCCAAUAUCAUUCUUUGCCAUCUCAGCUUCGCUAAAGGUUCCUCUGAUCACCGUUUCAAACUCAAAGAUCCUUCUGGUUCUUUUCUAUCCAAUUAAUUCAUGUGCCAAUCCUUUCCUCUAUGCCAUUUUUACGAAGACAUUUCGUAGAGAUUUUUAUAUUUUAAUGAGCAAAUUUGGUUGCUGUCAAAAACAGGCACAAAUUUUUAAAACCGAAACCUCUUCAUCCGCUCACACAAUUCAUGGGAGAAAUGGGCAUUAUGUUCCUGGACCAAAAAGUAGCACCGGGUCCGUGUAUACAUUGGUGCCAUUGAAUCACUAAAAUACCAGUUUCAAUAUGAAAACGUAUCUCAGGAGACAUGAAAUUUUAUUUUCAUGAUUUAGUUAAUAUAAAUAUCAUGAAUUGAAUUAAUUUACCAGCAAUGUGACAAA